Messenger RNA from Triticum turgidum subsp. durum (durum wheat), 2922 nucleotides. The record is from the annotation of a GenBank genome assembly. Lineage: Eukaryota; Viridiplantae; Streptophyta; Magnoliopsida; Poales; Poaceae.
AUGGCGUCUCCUGCUUCUGUUACCAACCUGGGGAGCAACGGAAGGCCUGGCCCACUGCCGACAGCGGCAGUGAGGAGAGGGCACUUGGUUUCAAGGAUCAGUUUCACGGGUUUUGACGGUGUCCGGAGGUGGCCAUGUGCACCUGGAAGACUAUGUAGAUGUAUGGUCAUAACUAACUUGAUCGAUGAGAAGGGAGCUCAGUUCUCAUCAAGAGUAAGUGUGAACGUUAAAGCUGAUGAUGACAGUGAUCUUCUUUCAAAGCCCCCGCAGAGGCCAGUCCGGCUGAAUGGGCCACCAGCAAGCAUGGAUACAGCAACAACAUCAGCACCUGCCAGGAAGCCAGCAGGCGUAACAUUGCAAGACCGAGAGAAGGUCCGAGAGUCAUUGGAUGAGGUGUUGGAGAAGGCAGAGAAACUUGAGGCCUCGAGCUCCAGAAAUGUGGAUGGUGAGAACCAUGCAUUGAGACAGAAUGAUGUGGCAAAGCCUAAUAGUUCAGUGCCAAUAGUGGUGGAGGAAGGCUCGAAUUCCAAAAGGACAAAAACACUAAAGAGUGUAUGGAGAAAGGGGAACCCUGUGCCCACUGUACAUAAGGUGAUUAGAGACCGUCCACGCACUGAAACUAGGGAUCAGUCCAUAUCUGCUGCUGAACCUUCAGUAUCAUCUCCAUCAAAACUAGCACCUCACCUACAAACAAGACCUUCUGUAGCACCACCACCUCGUCGCCCUGUCAAAGCUGACACAUCAAAGGAGAAAAAAGGACCCAUCCUGAUCGACAAAUUUGCUUCCAAGAGACCAAUGGUUGAUCCAGCUGUAGCUGAGGCACUGGUAGACCCUGUCAAGCCAGUACGCGGUCCACCAGCCAAAGCGAAGGAUAAUCGUCAUAAAAAAAUUAUUACACCAGCUGGUCCCCGCCGACGUAUGUCAAAUGAUGAUCGAUCAGUUGAUGACGACGCUCCAGUGCGCAAGGGAAGGAGGUGGAGCAAGGCAAAACGUAGGGCUGCCAGGCUUGAGGCUUUAGAAGCUGAAGAGCCUGUUAGGGUUGAGAUCCUUGAAGUUGGUGAAGAAGGUAUGGAUAUUGACGAACUAGCAUAUCAACUGGCAGUUGGCGAAUCAGAAAUUCUGCGCUUUUUAUCAGUGAGAGGAGCAAUGCUUGACAAUGUUCAGACUCUUGAUAAAGAUUUGGUUAAGAUGGUUUGCAUGGAAUAUGAAGUUGAAGUACUGGAAAGUGUUCCGGUGAGAGUGGAAGAGAUGGCAAAGAAGAAUGAGUUCCUUGAUGAGGAGGAUUUGGAUAAACUGGAAGUAAGGCCUCCCAUUGUAACUAUCAUGGGUCAUGUUGAUCAUGGGAAGACUACCCUUUUGGAUUAUAUACGCAAGAGCAAGGUGGUGGCAUCUGAAGCUGGUGGAAUAACACAAGGAAUUGGAGCAUAUCAGGUUCUUGUGCCAGUUGAUGGAAACCCUCAGGCUUGUGUUUUUCUUGAUACUCCAGGGCAUGAGGCGUUUGGUGCAAUGAGAGCUCGAGGAGCAAAGGUAACUGAUAUCUGUAUCAUUGUUGUGUCUGCGGAUGAUGGCGUUCAGCCACAAACAAAUGAGGCAAUUGCGCAUGCAAAGGCAGCCAGAGUCCCUGUUGUAAUAGCUAUAAAUAAGGUGGACAAGGAGGGAGCUAAUCCAGAACGAGUCAUGCAAGAGCUUUCCCAGAUAGGGCUUAUGCCAGAGAUGUGGGGUGGUGACACCCCGAUGGUUCAGAUAAGUGCUCUUAAGGGAGAGAAUGUUGAUGAGCUAUUAGAGACUGUCAUGCUUGUUGCUGAGUUGCUAGAAUUAAAAGCCAAUCCUCAUAGAAAUGCAAAGGGUACGGUUAUUGAAGCAUGUCUUGACAAGGCUAAAGGACCUCUUGCCACCCUAGUCGUACAGAAUGGAACCUUGAAUAAGGGCGAUAUUCUUGUUUGUGGUGAAGCUUUUGGAAAGAUCCGUGCAAUGUAUGAUGAUCGUGGAAGCCUUGUAGACCAAGCAGCGCCAUCCAACGCCGUGCAGAUUAUUGGCUUGAACAAUGUACCCCUUGCUGGUGACGAAUUUGAGUCUGUUGAUGACCUUGAUGUUGCACGUGAAAGGGCAAAUGCGCGUGCCGAUGCAAUGAGAAUUGAAAGGAUAAAUGCGAAAGCUGGGGAAGGAAAAGUCACUCUCUCAUCCAUUGCAGCUUCCAUUUCAUCUGGGAAUCAAGUAGGGAUUGAUACUCAUGGGUUAAAUGUCAUACUUAAAGUUGAUUUUCAGGGUUCAAUUGAGGCCAUUAGGCAAGCCAUUCAAGCGCUGCCUCAAGAAAAUGUCUCUUUGAGAUUCCUACUUCAAGCUCCAGGAGACGUUAGCCUCAGUGAUGUUGAUCUGGCUGUUGCUUCGGAAGGAAUUGUAUUUGGUUUUAAUGUCAAAGCUCCAGGGUCAGUUAAGAAAUAUGCUAAGCAGAAAAGUGUAGAGAUUCGAUUGUACAAAGUGAUCUAUGAUUUGAUAGAUGAUUUACGCAAUGCCAUGGAAGGGCUUCUUGACCUUGCUGAGGAGGAGGUACCACUCGGUUCAGCCAAAGUUCGAGCUGUUUUCAGUAGUGGCAGUGGAAAGGCAGCGGGUUGCAUGGUUACUACAGGGAAAGUUGUGGAAGGCUGCAAUGUUCGGGUUCUUCAUAAAGGAAAAGAAGUUUAUGUGGGUACACUUGAUUCCUUGAGACGGGUGAAAGAAACUGUGAAGGAGCCGACGGGAGGGGGGGGGGGUUCUAGUUUUAUACCGCUUGACUUCUUGAGACAAGCUGUAACCUGCAACGUUGAGGCCGCAUCAUUUUCCGAUCAUCAUUCGUCAUCCUCUUCGUGCUUCGUGAAAGGAAAUGAGUUUGGUCAUGUCAGAAUUUCCUUGUUAAAAACCAGGAAUUCAGAAUGUAUGCUGUAG